AACUGAUGCAGCUCGAUGCCGGCGGUGACCAGUUUGUAGCCGGCGUGGACCAGUUUGGGGCCACGUUCUGCAUCAAUAAGCGAGAGGUGGAGGGCGCUGUCGCCAAUCGCUCCAUCCCCUUCAGCAGCGUGGGCAGUCGGAUGCGCUACUACUCCUGUGGGCCCCUGGGCUGCUGGGGGGUGACCCUGGCCAAAGAUGUCUACCACCGCCUCAACGUCAAGCCCACCGCCUGCAUCGGCACCAGCUGGACCCGCGUCUUCGGAAAGUUCCAGAACAUCGAGGUGGGCAGCGACGGCCGGGUCUUCGGGAUCAGUGUCACCAAACAGCUCUACAUGAG
Molecule: messenger RNA, 337 nt
Organism: Chiloscyllium plagiosum (whitespotted bambooshark)
Lineage: Eukaryota; Metazoa; Chordata; Chondrichthyes; Orectolobiformes; Hemiscylliidae
Source: RefSeq, a predicted model, not a curated record